Hepatospora eriocheir is the source of this 531-nucleotide messenger RNA. NCBI's taxonomy places the organism in Eukaryota, Fungi, Microsporidia, Hepatosporidae. The record is from the annotation of a GenBank genome assembly.
AUGAAUAAUCCUAAAAGAAUACAAGGUGAAUUAAUUAAUUUUGGUUAUUCCAGUGAGACUGAAUGUUAUUCCGAUUGUUCAGAUUGCACUUCUUAUACUUCUGAAAGCAGAUUGAAUGACAAUGAGAAAGAGAAUGGAUUAGAAAAGGCACAAUACAAGCCUAAAUCAAUUAGAUAUGAGGGUAAAGACAGAGAAGGAUUGUGUGAAAUAUGUAAGAAGUGGUUCAAACUAAGAACAAGUUCAUAUUGGUAUCACAUGAAUUAUAAACAUGGAAUAUGUUCAAAUUAUAAAAAAAUACUUGAUCCCAUCACAAGAAUUAAAUCCAGACUCAUUCAAGGUUACUGUAUGUUUUGUAAAGAUUGGAUAGAUCUAAGUUCAAUUAGCAGGGAAUACAUUUAUAGUUGGUAUAGACAUUUUAUUAAAACACACCACAACAAACUUACUAAACCUAAAAACUAUAAAAGUAUAAGAAACAUUCCAUAUAAGAAAUAUUACUAUCACAAAUAUAAAGAUGAUGACAAAGAAAAUUAA